GAGAAGCGUGCCACCUGGCGAUAUUUAUCCGAAUAAAGCCACGUCAUUUCUGUUAGACUGAGAUUGGGACGAAAGAUCCAAAAACAAUUAAAAUGAAUAUUUUUAGGCUUUUAGGGGAUUUAUCCCAUCUUCUAGCUAUUAUGAUCCUGUUGCAAAAGAUCUUUUACAGCAGAUCGUGUGCAGGGAUAUCAGCAAAAUCACAAGUUCUGUUUGCCAUUGUCUACACUGCAAGAUACUUGGACUUAGUGACCGUCUAUGUUUCGCUCUACAACAUCUCUAUGAAAGUGGUGUUCCUUCUCAGUUCCUAUGCCACUCUGUAUUUAAUCUACUUGAAGUUUAGAGCCACUUAUGACCGGAAUCAUGAUACAUUCCGUAUCGAGUUCCUGCUGCUGCCUGCCAUAGUCUUGGCCCUUCUGAUUAACCAUCAAUUCAGUGCGCUGGAGGUGUUAUGGACGUUCAGUAUCUACUUGGAGUCUGUGGCCAUUCUUCCUCAACUCUUCAUGGUCAGUAAAACUGGAGAAGCUGAGAGUAUCACGUCUCAUUACUUGUUCGCCUUGGGCUCAUACAGAGGAUUGUAUAUUCUGAACUGGUUUUACCGAUACUGGACGGAAGGGCAUUAUGAUUUGAUCGCUAUCGUUGCUGGAGUGGUGCAAACAGUAUUGUACUGCGACUUUUUCUAUCUAUAUGUUACCAAAGUAUUAAAAGGCAAGAAACUGCAGUUACCAGCAUAGCUUCCCCAGCGAUCAAUUUUCCUCCAAUCAGCUUCACGUUUGUAUUGCAAAGUAUACUUUUAAGUACAAUUUAAUUUAAAGAAAAUCUGUGAAAGCCAGUUGAUUUUUGUUUCAUUGAAUUGCUUCUGGGCUCUAUGCAGUCGAUAGUUGUUUUUUUAAAUUAAAUCAGCCAGUGUUACUUAAAAAUUGAUUUCCAUUGAUUUUGAACCCGAAUGGAACGGAGACUUGAGUGGUUGACUGGUGUAAAAACGGUGUUUUUUAAGUAAGAUAUUUUACUUGUUUAUACAGAAGCUGGCAGUAAUUAAAUGUGUAUUUCAAUCAUCAGUCGCCUUUGUCAGAAAAUUGAGUGCAGGUUGUUAAGUAUUUUUUAUUUUCUAGAUUUUUGUAAGAUUUUAAGCCAAAAAUAAAAACGUUAUAGUUAGCCUGAUAUUGGUUGGUUGAUUAGGCGUAUAAAUGUAAAAGAGCUUUUAUCUACUUAAUGUGUUUCAACGGUUUGCUCUAACAAGAACUGAGUGCGGCUCUCUGGAAUUAUUUCUAGAACGUUUUAAUCUACGCUGGCUUUUUUCGAUCUAAUGACUAACGUAGGAAUACUUAAUGCAGUUCUAACUAGGCUAUUUAAUACAUUGUAUAUUCUAGCGCUCGUUUGUUGGUAGUUUACUAAAUUGUAACUGAAAAUUACUCUUCUAUACAUAGGAACAGUUUAUUUAAGUGAAAUGGCAAUGUUGUCGAUAACGGAAGUUAUUUGCUGGGCAUUUUUGAUAAGGUUCUUUCGUAAUACAUUUUUUCCAACAUAAGAAUGGGAAUUCAAGUAAAAAAAAGGGUUUGGACACGAUGGGCAAUGUUUCAGUCCAUGCACGAUGGGUCGAACUGGGAGAAGUUUUCACAAUAAAGUAUGUACAAAUCUUGUAUUAAA
Dendroctonus ponderosae (mountain pine beetle) is the source of this 1644-nucleotide messenger RNA. It is a transcript of the gene KdelR, whose product is annotated as ER lumen protein-retaining receptor. The coding region runs from base 93 to 731 and encodes 212 amino acids. Lineage: Eukaryota; Metazoa; Arthropoda; Insecta; Coleoptera; Curculionidae. Gene Ontology annotation, cellular component: endoplasmic reticulum; cis-Golgi network; membrane. Gene Ontology annotation, molecular function: ER lumen protein retrieval receptor activity. Gene Ontology annotation, biological process: protein retention in ER lumen; endoplasmic reticulum to Golgi vesicle-mediated transport. The transcript has 4 exons. The record is from RefSeq and is a predicted model, not a curated record.